AUGGAUCAGUGUUCAUCAAGUAACGUGAUUCAUAAUACAGCUUCCGCAGACACGCGCCUACAUUUGGCGACAGGUGGUGAGUGUGUUAAUUCGUUACCAUUUGGUAACGACACUCUCUCUGGUUCUUCAUCUGGUGUCACUCUUCCUCCAACAACGCAAUCUUCUGGACCUAGGACUUCUGAUGCAUUUAAUCAUCGCCCAGUUCAUUCAGCUGUUCGUAAUAGAUGUACGUUAGUUCCCCGUCCCACACCACUAUCAAAAGUAUGCACCCAACCGGAAACCGGUGUAUUGCUGAAUUCACAGCCACCAAUGGUAAACACUUGUUCCCAACAAUUAGGAAGUAAUAUGCAAAAUCCAGUUGUAUCUACAGUCGAUCCGAACAGAUUACCGUCAUCGGCGAUUCAAUGUGAAAAUGAGGCAAAUAUUCGAUUAGAAAACUCACUACCCAAUUCGCUACUUAAUUCGACUUCAAGAAAAGGUUUAUAUAUUUGCCUGUGUUGCCGAUCGACAUUUACAAGUAGUGCUUUGUAUGAAGACCAUCUGGAUCGUGCCGUUGCUCGAAUAUUGUAUCGUUGUCAUAUCUGUCGUGGUUCUUGGACGACUUCACGUGAGGCGGUCAGUAUCGCUGAUAAUCAUGAGAGCGAAACAUGCUCACGGUUUUAUUCUGUUCUACCGGGUGGAAUUAUCAGCGCUAAUAAUAAAUGCGCUAUAUUUACUCACUUGGUAUCUGCACACCCGGAUAAAAGAAGUGAUUGGAUUCUACGACCAUCACUUCUUACAAUUUGUCCGUUGGUUAUGCCAACCACAUUUUUAAAUUUAGCAGCACAGACCGCCUCCACUACUACUGAUAUCCAAUCUUUUGAUGUAUCGAAUGAGCAGCAAGCGCCUACACGUCUAACAUCCAAUCAACUUGUCAAAACUCAUUUGAUGAAUGAUUUAUGUAAAUCAAGAGUUUGGAGUGAUCUUCAACAUAGUCUUAGCUUUAGCAAUAUAUCUACCCUCGGGAGUCUCGACUUUCUCCAGCCAUCAUCAUCCUGUAAACAAGUUUCCUCCAAUCGUGUAGGCAGAUUAACUCGAACAUGUAACGACAUUGUUGUCGAGAGGUUCUCUUCUUUAAAGCGUAUUUUCACUCCGAGUAGCAACAACAGUGAAAGCAAUUUACCUAGCCUGCCUUGUUCAGAUAGUGUCUUAUAUCGUUUAAUUCUGAAUUCUGCCACUAGCGAAAUUUGGCAUUCACACCUUUUUCUACCAGAAUGGUGUAGUGAUGAAAUCAGAACAAUUGGUACUCCUGCUAGAACAACAGCGAGAGCAACAACGAAAACAGUAAAUCGUCAAGAUGAAAAUAAUCCGGUUACUAUUCAAACUAAUAAUAAUAAUAAUGAUGAUGAUAAUGAUGACAAUGUGGAAAAUGGUCAAACCAAUUACUGUGAUAACAGUGUGAAUGUUGGCGAUAGUUACAGUGCAAUGAGUAGAAAACUUUGCUAUACCUGUCUACCUCCAUCUGCUCCAUCCAAUGCUCAUCUAAAUUUGGCUUUAAACGUGAUAUUGUCUUGGUAUCGUUCACCACAGUCUUCAACUCCAUCAUCAUCAUUAUCGCAACAACAACAACAACCAUUCUGUGUGUUACGUUGUCUCUUAUGCAAAUUUAAAACAAAUGAUAAACAACAGCUUAAAAUGCAUCUUAUGGGUAGUGGUCGAACUGUGCUCAAUACAAAAUGUGGCCUAUGUGGUCAGCUAUUGAGUAUAGAAAACCCAGAUAUGUGUAUGAUUAAGGCUCACUUAUUGUUACACUUGGGAUGUCAUAUAAUGUGUCCUCAGUGUGGAUUUACGAAACAAUUACAAUCUAUUGUUGGUAUAAGUAUCGAUAAUAGUCAGCAGCAGCAGCAGCAGCAGAGUACAAGUUUCACCAUUGAAACAUCUUCAUUUGAAGAAUUAACAAAUCAUAUGAAAGUUAUUCAUGGUGCUAAUACGCCACCUGGUGCUAUGAAUUCUUCGACUUCUACUGUUCAUCCUAUAUCUGGAUUUUAA
Molecule: messenger RNA, 2028 nt
Organism: Trichobilharzia regenti
Lineage: Eukaryota; Metazoa; Platyhelminthes; Trematoda; Strigeidida; Schistosomatidae
Source: the annotation of a GenBank genome assembly